Molecule: messenger RNA, 612 nt
Organism: Dictyostelium discoideum AX4
Lineage: Eukaryota; Evosea; Eumycetozoa; Dictyosteliales; Dictyosteliaceae
Product: Rab GTPase
Exons: 3
Coding region: 1-612 (203 amino acids)
Molecular function (GO): GTP binding; GTPase activity
Source: RefSeq, a predicted model, not a curated record
AUGAAUGAACAAAAAAUAAUGUUAAAGGUUAUAACUCUUGGAGACAGUAAUGUUGGUAAAACAUCUCUCUUUUAUAAUUAUAUGUAUGGGAAAUUUAUAUAUCAUAGGUCAUGCUCAAUUGAUUUUUGUUCAAAGGAACUAAUGAUUGAAAAUCAGCAUGUGUCUAUGAUGGUUUGGGAUACAUUUGGUCAAGAACGUUUUCAUUCAUUAGGUUAUGCUUAUUAUCGUGGUGCACAUUGUUACACACUAUGUUUUGAUAUACAUAAUGAAAAAUCAUUUGACAGUCUUGAAAAAUGGAUGGACGAUACUAAAACGUACUGUUUUGAAAGUAUUCCAUUUAUUUUAAUAGGUACAAAAAGUGAUAUUCCUAGAACUGAUAAAUCAAUAUCAAAGGCAAGAAUUGAACAAUGGUGUAAAAAUAUUGAGGAUCAAGGAAUUAUAGAUAAAGUUCAUUAUUUUGAAACAUCUUCAAAACUUUCUAAAAAUAUUACAGAAUCAUAUAAUGCUGCGGCUAAAUUAGCUUUCAAACAUUAUAAUAAAAAUCAAAAUCCACCAAUUACUACACCUGCAAUUGUUUUACUUGAAGAAGUAAAACCUGGACAUUGUUGUUAA